Camelus dromedarius (Arabian camel) is the source of this 8973-nucleotide messenger RNA. It is a transcript of the gene TDP1, whose product is annotated as tyrosyl-DNA phosphodiesterase 1. Gene Ontology annotation, biological process: DNA repair. The transcript has 18 exons. The record is from RefSeq and is a predicted model, not a curated record. Gene Ontology annotation, molecular function: 3'-tyrosyl-DNA phosphodiesterase activity; double-stranded DNA binding; single-stranded DNA binding. Bases 332 to 2167 code for a protein of 611 amino acids. Gene Ontology annotation, cellular component: nucleus. NCBI's taxonomy places the organism in Eukaryota, Metazoa, Chordata, Mammalia, Artiodactyla, Camelidae.
GGCCUAGAGGUGCGAGCCGCGGGCCGGAGAGUUUGAACUGCGCGCAGGCGCAAGCAGCGGCGGAAAAACGGGAUCCCAGGCGGCUCUGCACUCGGGGGGCUGCAGACUUUAUGAGGACUUCAGGCCCUGGAGACAGCCUCUUGGAUCGCUCUAAGACUGCUCUGAAGAGAGAGAAAUAAAAUUCUGAUCCUGGGACCAGAUCCAGUUCCCCAAAGUAGAAGUCAGUUCCUGAUUGAUCCCGGCACUUACCAACAGCUCCUCCUGGACAGGCUAAGCACCGUGAUUGCAUAAAGAGGUUGGUAACCUGCUAGAUUUCAUGAUUUGAAGUAUAAUGUCUCAGGAAGGCAAUUAUGGGAGGUGGACGAUAUCCAGUAGUGACGAAAGUGAGGAGGAAAAGCCAAAACCAGACACACCAUCUACCUCUUUUCUCCCCGACGCUGAGCAGAGAACAGCAGCGGAGCCAAAGUACACCUGUUCCGAGGCUCGGAGAGCCACACACAAGAGGAAGAUAGACCCUGUGAAGUUCAGCAAUGCUGACUCGGUUUCCGAGGCGUCUCCUUCCAAAAGGCAGAAGACUGGUUCCCAGGAGGACCUAGGCUGGUGUCUUUCCAGCAGCGAGGAUGAGCUGCUGCCACCAGAGACUCAGCAGAAGCAGGCUAAGAAAGCAGGGGUCAAAAAGGAGGAAGGCCCUCCUUCUCCCCAAAACGGUGCUGCCCGCAGAGCUGGGCAUGGCAGCCCUCUCGCCAGCCCCGGGCUCAGGCGGGAGGAAGACGAGUACGAAACGUCAGGGGAAGGCCAGGACAUCUGGGACAUGCUGGAUAGAGGGAACCCCUUCCAGUUUUACCUCACCCGCGUCUCAGGAAUUAAGCCAAAGUAUAACUCCAGAGCCCUCCACAUCAAGGAUAUUUUGUCUCCUCUAUUUGGGACCCUUGUAUCUUCAGCUCAGUUCAACUACUGCUUUGACGUGGACUGGCUGGUGAAGCAGUACCCACCAGAGUUCAGGAGGAAGCCAAUCCUACUUGUGCACGGCGACAAACGAGAAGCAAAGGCUCACCUGCACGCCCAGGCAAAGCCUUAUGAAAACGUUUCCCUCUGCCAGGCAAAGUUGGAUAUUGCAUUUGGAACACACCACACGAAAAUGAUGCUACUGCUUUACGAGGAAGGCCUCCGGGUUGUCAUCCACACCUCCAACCUCAUCCACGCUGACUGGCACCAGAAAACGCAGGGGAUAUGGUUGAGUCCUUUGUACCCACGAAUCGUCCACGGAGCCCACAGAUCUGGAGAAUCAACCACACACUUCAAAGCUGAUCUCAUCAGCUACCUGACGGCUUACAACGCUGCUCCUCUCAAGGAGUGGAUAGAUACCAUCCAGGAGCACGACCUCUCAGAAACAAACGUUUACCUUAUUGGCUCAACCCCAGGACGCUUUCAAGGAAAUCAGAAAGAUAAUUGGGGACAUUUUAGGCUUAGGAAGCUCCUGAAAGAGCACGCCUCGUCCAGACCAGAGGCAGAGCCUUGGCCGAUACUUGGUCAGUUUUCAAGCAUUGGUUCCAUGGGGGCUGAUGAGUCAAAAUGGCUAUGUUCUGAGUUUAAAGAGAGCUUGGUGACACUGGGGAUGGAGGGCAAGACCCCAGGAAGUGCUGUCCCUCUUCAUCUGAUCUAUCCUUCAGUGGAAAAUGUGCGGACCAGCUUAGAAGGAUAUCCAGCUGGAGGCUCUCUUCCCUAUAGCAUCCAGACAGCAGAGAAGCAGAACUGGCUCCACUCCUAUUUUCACAAAUGGUCAGCCGACACAUCGGGCCGCAGCAAUGCCAUGCCACAUAUUAAGACGUAUAUGAGACCCUCUCCAGACUUCAGUCAAAUUGCUUGGUUCCUUGUCACAAGCGCCAACCUGUCCAAGGCCGCCUGGGGAGCAUUGGAGAAGAACGGCGCCCAGCUGAUGAUCCGCUCCUACGAGCUUGGGGUCCUCUUCCUCCCAUCAGCGUUUGGUCUGGACAGCUUCAAAGUGAAACAGAAACUCUUCUCGGGGAGCCAGGAGCCAACAGCCUCCUUUCCUGUGCCGUAUGACCUCCCUCCAGAGCUGUAUGGAAGUAAAGAUCGGCCAUGGAUUUGGAACAUUCCUUAUAUCAAAGCACCAGAUACACACGGGAACAUGUGGGUCCCCUCCUGAGCAAGUUAAAGCACUGUGGCGUUUAAGUGCAAGACACUGAGCCCCAGCCAUUGGAUGUUCUUGUUUGUACAGAACAGUCGCUUCCCUGAAUGUUUUAUCUGCAAAACUACAGAUCUCUGUGCAGAGGUCAGUCUGUCAGACACGGAUGUUGGCUGUACUUUUAAUGGUCAUUAUUGACAUUCUCACUUUAGAAAAGGUAAAUAUUUUCUUAAUUCCCUUUUCUAUGCUUUGGAGUAAAAGCUAUUAAACUUCACAAUGUUUAAAGAAUAUACAGACAUGAAAUUACCCUCCUAGUGAUGUGGACUCUCACGCUGGGGUCCGGCCGACUGAGUUGUGCCCCGUCAAGUAAAGUGCCCUUCAUUCAGCUGAAACUUUUCAGAGCAGGACUGCGGCCUCUUUCAGCAGCCCUCUGUCAGGUUGCUGGACGGGAGUCGCAUGUGUCGCUGAGGCUGGCAUGGCUCCCCAGGUGCCAUGAACUGUGUUGACCGUCGUCACCCUGUACUUCCCACGAUGUCCGCCCCCCCGGCCCCGGGCUGGCUGCCUCGCAGCUUACAGAUGGACCUCUCCUCGCCCAUCCCACACAGUGGACGAGUGUCUCUUCCAGUCCCACAGAUUUCCAGAAAGGACAGCUCACAGAAUCACACAAAGUAUGAUCACACAAAGCACGCAAGUAUUUUACUUCGAAGAGACCCUGAAAGGUGAACUCGCUUGGUGCCUUCAAUCCACAAGUGAGGGAACUGAGCAGUUUAGGGGAGUUUAGGGAUGUCCCCGAGGUCCCGGCUGCCGGGUCAGAGCUACGCGUGUCUUCCUGCUUUGUGUCCGUGUGCCCGGGUUCCCCUCAGGUAGUGUCCGGCCUCCUCGUUUUCCUCUGUGUGAGGCUCAUUUCUAGUUUGUCAUCAGCUUCUUGUUAUAAUUUAGAAUAGAGUUGAAUGUUAAUUUUGAAAGAUUUUUUUUUUUAAAUACUGUUUUUCACGCUGUUCCUCAGAGGCCAAAUGCUCACGUCGGGAAGCUGCCGGGGUGGGGAGGGUACUGGCGGGGGCGCUUCUGUGACGGGGGCUGGGGGUGCCGGGCUGAGGGCCGUCCUCCCUUCUUCCUCCGUCAGAGAAGCCCUGCAGCAUCUGUUUUACAUUUUGGGUUCCGUAAAAGAUAUUAUCUGGGUGGUUUGUUUGGAAGGUGUUUUGUUUUGCAUUGUUUAAAAAAAAGAAAAGUUAAAAAGACACUGGAUUCAUUUAACCAGUUCAUUCCACAGGAAAGAAAAGUGAAGCUUAAGCCUUUCUGGACCCUGCCUUCUACUUCAGGAACGUUUGAACCCUACAUCAGAUGAGCCCAGCAGCCCUGGAAGGCAACAGGGAGGGCGUCCUGAGCUGGCAGGAGAGGCCGACAUAGCGGUGCAGCUGGCAGUCUGAGCUGGGUGUCCACAGGACUGUGGCCAAGGACCUCAGAUUCUCACCGGCACGGCGGUCCCAUCCUGGAUGGGGGCAGGGGCAGCACAAGCCCUGAGACAACAUCACAGCUGCCAUGGGGGGUUGGGUGGCUCUGAGGGGCAGGACCCAGAAAGCCUGGGCUGCUCGGGACCCAGCCAGUCAGGAUGCCAGGGGCAGAUGGAAGGCUGACGGGCUGGGGUACAUCGCUCUUCUGACCCACAUGACUGCAAAGUGGGUUGGAGCUCAAAGCUGGAGUCAGGCUGCCCGGCUUUGAACCCCAGCUUUCCACCCCUUCUCUGUGCCUCUGCUGUAGGAUGAGGUGGUGGUAAUUAUCCCUGUUGCAGAGGGUCACUGAGCGGGUUGGGUGAGCUGGGACAUGCACGUGCUUGGAGGUGUCCUGCACAGGAGUUGCUACUGCAGCUGUCACCCUGGACUCUGCAUUGGAAUAGGAAGGAAACCUGGACUCAAACAGUAAAGUGCUUGUCCAAGGUCACACUUCUAGACUCUCACCCAGAUUUGAACCCAGGUCUGGCAGCAUCCAGGCUCUGUUCUGUACUUCCCGGGCAGUGUGGUGGACAGUGUCUGAGGAGAUGGACCACUUUUCCCCCAACCCACUGUGGACAGAUACUUUUGUAGAACACAGGAGCAGGUGCUUGGAUAUCAGGGCACUGACAAAUCGCUAAGGAAGUUUCUAAAUGCUGACUUUUACUUCCUGUACUUAACACAGACUGGCCUGGUCCAUAGCCGCACCUGGAGUGGCACUCUAGACCCAGCAGGGACCCAGACGGCCCCUCUGGAAGCAGAGACAAGUUCUGUAGGAUGGGCUGGGUGUGUUCCGUAAGGAGAAGUUCACGGUCAAGGGAUGUGCAGGUGGGUGUCCAGGCCCAACCCCGGAAAGCAGCCUCCUGUGCCCCUUGCCCUGGGCAGCAUGGGCUCAGGGAGGCAGGGCUGGGCCAGGCCAGCAUAGGUGGGGUCAGUACCACGAGCUUUCUGGGCACAGUCAAUGGCACACGUGGAAAAUACAGUAACGCCCCAGGAGUAAUCGACACGGGAACACGGAAAACAAGCGGUCCUGCCCUGUCUGGCCCUGUGUGCCCCCUUUUUCCCGCCUCCUCCUACCCUUUCAAAUCUCAUGGAAACACUUAUCCAGUUACUUUAUACCUGCUGAGGGAAACCUCCACAUAGAGGAAUCCAGCCUCUUGCUUCUUUGUAAACUGCCGAGAUAGGAGACUUGUCAUCUUUGUGAGGAGUUUCUCUGCAUGUGGCUGAAAGGAACUGCUGCCUGUUUUUCUUAAGUUAUCUUAUUUUGAAAUCUUACCUAACAUCCUCUUGCAAAGAUGGAUGCGUAGGCAAAAGACUUAAUGAGAUUUUCACAUUAUAUGAUACAUUUCAACAGGAUAUUCUGAAUACUUGAGUGGUUAAGAGAACCCCCCCAAUUUUUUGAGACAAAGUCUGUCAACCUGGACUUAAAAGAAGUCACAUGCCAUUUUGGCAGGAGGACUCCGUGUCCCCCUCAUGCUCCACAUUAUUCCCUGAUGAAGAGAGGAAGGGUCUGCCAUGAGCUUUUUGGUGUGAGGGAGAAAGAUGGGAUUUUUAAAUUAUGUUUUUUAUCAUCAUACUCCUGGGAAAAGAUUCCUGGUUUAACGUAGUUAAUAGAAAUCAACCUUAAAGUCCACUGAUUUGGUGGGCUGGAUUUUUCUUCAUAAUAAUAGUAAUAGCUAAUAAUUUCCUGGGGGUUCUUCCUAAGUUUUGACACCUGUGUUUAAGUGCUUUCCGUUUAAUUCUUGUAUCAGCUUUCUCUCAAAUAACAUAAAGUUCCACAGUGAGCAACAGGAGCCCAGCUUCAUUGUCCUGGGUUCUUGUGUAGAAGUUAAAUAGUUGUUCUUAAUAGAAAUUAGUAUCACAUGACUUUUCAAAUGAGUGGUUUCUGCAUCGGAUUCCAUAUGCUUAAAAUAAGGAUUUUAGAUUUGAUUUUGUCACAACUUUUUUUCUCCCAUAAAAUUAAGAUUUCGCUUUCUAAGAAAACACCACCAGUUUACAGAUGCGGAAACUAAGAUUAUUUGUCCAAAGGGGCACACAGCUGGCAAAUGGCAGAGUUGGGAUUUGCACCUGGGCGAUACUGCCGUGAGGAACCAGGCGGCAGAUGUGGCACGUGUCCCCAGCUCCAGCCAAGGGGCAGGCCUCAUACAUGAUCUGUAACUGGAGCUACAAAACUGGGUGCACUUUCAUCCACUGUAACAGUGUGUGGUUGGCGUGACAACCAGAUAGCAGUGCGUGAAAUCAGCCACUGAAUGCCACGUGAGUGUGCAGGACCGAGCCAGUCAUCAAAGCCAGAACCUGACAGUGGAGCCGGUUCCUUCCAAGUAAGAACAUCGAGGGCUGAAAACUUUGCCACGUUAAGUAUGUUCUGUUAAGUUCUCUGAAACCUGGCGUUUGCGUUGACGCACCAGAUCUAAAGCACAGAGAGAAGGGAUUAGGCCAAACAUCAGAAGAGAAGGCAGCCUAGAGGAUGCUGCAGAGGGGAGGGAAAGAGGCAGCCCAGGAAGUGGGGUGCAGGGAUGUGUUGAAACGAGGGCACCUCAUACAUUUAAGGAGGGGUGGUGAGCAGUGAUGGGGCCAAAGCAUUGCAAGUCUGCGUGCAGUCUGUAUUCCAGUUUUUACAGGGUUUCAAGCAAGUGUCUCAAUGCGGAAUCCAAUUGCUGUGUAUAAAUUACACUCCAGUCCCUUUAGGUCUACCAGAAGCUCUAUUGAAACUGCAGUCUGGUGUUAAUUGGUUGAAGGCGUUUGGCUCAGUUUUCCCUGUUCUCUUUGUAGCAAGGGUUUUGGAGAGCCCAGUGGCAGUGGCCAGUUCUCUCAGUACCCACAGAAGGUCAGAAGAGAAGGGCAAAGAAGAAAUUGCAUCCAUAGGGAAUUUAUGGUUUAUGAUCACAGGUAACUUUAUAUACAUCAUGGGGCAGGUUAUACCUAAUUUUAUGAAGAGGGGAAAAUAAGGUUCAAGGUCACAGAACUAGCGUGUGUCCCUUUGUGGCCCCAAGGACACAGAUAAUGCCACUCUGUGACCUGAGUGGCCGUGUUCACAGAUUCUUUAGAAAUUAACAUGUCAGCUGAAUGCUGAUUUUGUUUUCUUCAGAUAGUUGACAUUACUAAAAUUUAAAAGCUUAUAAAUUUAAUGAUACUUUAUCAAUAUUUUUAUGAAAGAAUGCAUUAGUCAGGAUGCUUUUAUAGUUACAGAAACCGGAUUAUUUAGGCUUAAGCGAUGGCAGAGACUUUAACAUAAGUCCAGCAAAUGCUGGAGCUAGAGUAUCAUGAUGUAACCGAGUCCACCUCCACGGCUCAGCUCUGCUUUCCGGAAUACGGACGUCAUUCGCAAGCAAGCCGUCUCCACGGGGAGGCUGAAAUUCCCACUCUCUCACACCCUUCCCCCCAGCUCCAGGGUACUAUAUCAUGUCCAGCUAGUCAUUCCAGAAAAAAGAAGAUACCUUCCCAGCAGCUCCUGCCAAAGUCCCCUGACACAUCUGGUCGGGUUGAGUCACGUGAUGCAGGCACUCCAGACCACUGACUGUCCCUGCUGAGGACAGGGGCCGGUGCAGAGUUCUCCAAAGGCAGGUGGAAAAUGCCUGAGGUCUACCCCAGAGCAAGAAGUUCACUGGGUGAAGUAUUAAUACUGUGCCAGUGGAACUUUUUGUGCCUCAUUCUUAAAUAAUGUGAGUAUGCAGAUUUUAUUUAAAAGCAAAAGGAAACCAAGAAGAGAAUGUUAAAAUCCAAGUUUCUUGGAAAAGCUGCAUAUAAAAGUGGACCCUAAGAACUUAAGUGUUCUAGAGCAGUGAUUUUUCAAACUUCGGAUCACAACCCUUUAGUGACUCAUGAAUCAAUUUAGGGUGUCAUGACCAGCAAUUUUUUUAACAUUUUUCUAUUGAGUUAUAGUCAUUUUACAAUGUUGUGUCAAAUACCAGUGUAGAGCACAAUCAUGACCAGCAAUUGUAAAUGAAAUAUAGUAGAAAAUGUAUAUAGCACAAAGUAAGGUUAUUUCCAUUUCAGUGUCUAUGAGUGGGUUCAGGGUUACAAUCUAACCCUGUUGGCUAGUUCACCUCCUCUGAAAGAAGACAGGUGGUCACGUGGGUGAUGGCCUGAGGUCUGAUCAAAUCCUGAGAAGUGACUCACUCAGGAUUCAUUAGAACUGUCUCAUCCCACCUCUGCUCCCUCCACCCUGUGAGACCUUAGGCAAGUCAUGUGAUGUCUCUGAGCCUUCAUUUUCUCAUCUGUUUAAGUGGGGCUCAUACCUAUCCUUCCUGCCUCAUGGAAUUCUAAGAAUCACAUGAAACGGUGCCCUUAAGCACUGACAAGAACUCCCUAAAUAUAAAUCAUAAUGAUUCUUGUUAAAUGCUGGAACUAGCAGUCUCUCCUUGGGGCACUUAGAGAAUGGUUAUUCAAGGAUAAAAAUAAAACUCGUGCCUUCUGAAAAAUUAGCUACUUCUCACAAAUAUUGCUUCCAAACUGCUAAAAGCAGGUUGUUUCUGAAAGAUGGUGGUAGACUGAAGAGUCCUGGCUGCAGCAGGGUGGCUGGCCCUCUGGAUUCCACAGGUAGGGGGCUCUGUUCACGGGGAAGUCUCCCCCUCCCCCGCCCCACUCCCAGGCUCUCAGACACGCCCUGAACAUCUGCAGAGCUGCCCCACUGCCUUCCUGCUCCAAGAGCACUGGAUCUACCAGGCUGGCUGCCUCUGGGAAAGAGGGGUCCUCGCAGAGGCUGAGUGGGACUGAGGUGGGUGGGGGAGUCCAUGUUCAUGUGAACCCCACCAGUGAGUUGAUGCUUCAGCCCUGGUAGGAGGUCCAUUUUACAGAUGAAGAAACUGAGGCUCAAAGAGGUCUCUGAACUGCCCAAGUUUGCAUUCUUGACAGAGUGAGCUCCUGGCUUCCUGAAUUCCUCUGAUCCCACAAGUUGGACUCAAGAAAUGAGCAUCUUUAAUUGUGCUUGGAUUGGCAGAAGCUGGUUUUCAAGAGGGGAAUGAUCCAUCUGAGCUCAAUGAGCUACUUAACACCCUCUAGAAAUAACCUGUAAACACUUCUCAAGAGCCCAGGAGUGCUGACUCCACUUUUCCAUCCCCUUCUCUGGCAUUCCAGGACACAUUUGGCACCCCUUGGCCUCUAAUUCCUCUUGGAGUGGCACUCUGGCUCCUGCUCAAAGCAGAACCGGGUGGCCUUAAAAAUAAGUGCAGGUGUGGGGAGAGGGGAUUGGCUCCAUCGACUUUUGGGGUUGAUGGAAAUGUUCCUAUCAUGAUUGGAGGCAUUGGUUACACUUUACAAACCACCUGAAUUAUACACCAAAUUGGUCAUUUUUAUUGUAUGUAAACUAUAGCUCAAUAAAGCUUUUAAAAAUUCAAAGAA